UAAAUAAAAUUAGUUUAAAAGUUUAUUUGUUAAAUCUUUAAUUUAGAGGUUUUUACCCAAAAUAAACUUAGUUGAAGAUUUUUAAUUUUAACCUCAAGUUUUCCUUUUUCAGAAUUUGAUUCCCAAAAUAUGUAAUUAAUGCUCUAAAACGUGAAACGGCGUUGUAAAAACCUCUCUCCCUUAUAAAUACCCCCACAAACUCAAAACCUCUCGUUCUCUUGUGCUCUCUAGCUGCAACUUUCUAUUUUCGCAGCCCUAAACUCGUUUGUCUCUCGAGAAUCUCUUUACUCCUUCAAUCAACAAUGGAAUUCUGGGGAGCUGAAAUGAAGGCAGGGAAGCCACUUAAAGUGAAACCUGAUGAAGACUGUGUCAUCCACCUUUCACAGGUAUGUAUUGAUAACGGGAAAAAGGGUGAAACUGCGCUCUUGUACGUGACGGUUGAUGGGAAGAGGCUUGUGAUUGGAAAACUUUCUCAGGGAAGUAUUCCUCAGAUCAGCCUUGAUCUGAUAUUUGACCAGGAGUUUGAGCUCUCACACUCGUUGGAGACAGGAAGUGUCCACUUCACUGGCUACAAAUCGCCCAACAUGGAUGAUCAGGAGUGUUACUCUUCUUUUGACUCUUCUUCCGAGGAGGAAGUGGAGGUCCCUGCAACUGACACUGCCAAUGGGAAUGCUGGAGCUGCUGCUUCGAGUGUUGUCAAGGCUGACUCGGAACCAAAGGCCAAGCCUGCUGAAGAAGUGAAGCAUGAAUCAGACGAUGAUGAUGAUGAAGGUUCUGAGAGUGGUUGCAUUUGUUUUUCUAGUGGAUGGAUGAUUGAGAUGAUGAGGAAGAUGAUUCUGGGGACAAAGAAGAAGUGAUAUACCUUCCCUAUUACUCCUCCUUGAUUCUAAUAACUGAAAAAAAAAAACUGUUUGCUGCAGCUUUUGGCUCUUUUGAUAUUUGACUCUUUGUUUUUUGAUAAUAAUGCAAACAAAGUUAAUGGCAGGAAAUUUAAUGAUUUAGCUUUUUAUAAUCUCAAGAAACAAAUUAUCUAACCGGAAACUGGCAACAUAUGACAAAAUUGAAAUCUCUUGACAUGUUUUGAUCUCUGACUGGUUCCAUGGACCCUGAGUUGAUACUUUGAAACUUGUCCAAACGAAGGA
Brassica napus (rape) is the source of this 1142-nucleotide messenger RNA. RefSeq names its product histone deacetylase HDT2-like. The transcript has 3 exons. Lineage: Eukaryota; Viridiplantae; Streptophyta; Magnoliopsida; Brassicales; Brassicaceae. Bases 303 to 857 code for a protein of 184 amino acids. The record is from RefSeq and is a predicted model, not a curated record.